AUGAGCGUCACAUUUGAAGUCUUCCGCGGGUCGAAGGAAGGAAAGAUUGUGUCGGAUAAGACUACACGCACCAUCGAACACAACGAAGUGUACAUCCAAACCACGCACUCGGGGUUGUGCGGCACCGACGAGCACUUCCUCCACUCCGGGCAAGUUCUUGGCCACGAGGGCGUGGGUGUCGUCCGAAAGAUUGGAGCAGGCGUGACGAAUGUGAAAGAAGGCGACCGCGUUGGCUUUGGAUACACUCACUACGUGUGUGGGAAUUGUGACAAGUGUUUGACAGGCUGGGAUCAAUACUGCGAAAAUAAGAAGGAGUAUGGAAGCCAUGACCACGACAUUGGCUCGUUCGGCGAGGGUGUCGUCUGGGAUGCAGGCUGUGUGGUGCCAAUCCCUGAUGGAUACGACUCUGCCGACGCCGCGCCUCUGAUGUGUGCCGGAGCAACAGUGUGGACGGUGCUGAGAGAGUACGGUGUGCGUCCGACCGACCGCGUCGGAAUCAUGGGGAUUGGAGGUCUGGGCCAUUUGGCCAUCAAGCUAGCAGCUGCCAUGGGAUGCCAUGUGGUUGUGUUUUCCAGCUCAGAAGCGAAACGCGAGGAAGCCUUCGACUUCGGGGCAUCCGAGUACCACGUCUUUCGACCUGGCCAGGAUCAGAUCGGAUUCAAGCCGGUGAAGCAUCUCUUGCUUUGUGGCAGCGCCAGUGUUGACUAUUCCUCUCUUAUCCCGCUCAUGGAUAUUCACGGGUCGAUCUACCCGCUGACUGUGGACCUGACUCCUUCGCCAGUUCCCCUGUUGUCUGUGAAUCAGAAGGGAGUUCGGAUCCAGGGAUCGCUCGUCGCUUCUCGGAACAGCCUUCGCAGUUUGGUGCAAUUCGCCGCAGAGAAAAGGAUUGUGCCGACCACGAUGACAUUCCCACUGGACAAGAGCGGUGUUGAACUGGCUAUGGAGACCCUUCGCUUGGGGAAGAUGAGGUAUCGGGGUGUCUUGGUGCGCUUGUGA
Messenger RNA from Penicillium alfredii, 996 nucleotides. RefSeq names its product NAD(P)-dependent alcohol dehydrogenase. Bases 1 to 996 code for a protein of 331 amino acids. The record is from RefSeq and is a predicted model, not a curated record. Gene Ontology annotation, molecular function: zinc ion binding; alcohol dehydrogenase (NADP+) activity. Gene Ontology annotation, biological process: alcohol metabolic process. NCBI's taxonomy places the organism in Eukaryota, Fungi, Ascomycota, Eurotiomycetes, Eurotiales, Aspergillaceae. The transcript has 3 exons.